AUGUUCACCCAGCUCGUCGCCUUGACGCUCGGCGCGCUGUCUUUUGCCAGCGCUGCGCCUUCUCGCCAGCAACUCUUCUCGGGCGGCUCGUGCGCCCAGGACGUGCGCCCGGCCUCCGAGGCAAGCUCCCACAUGUUUUGCGGCUUCUGUCCUGCUCUUCUGAUUCGCAAUUCCCACGAGCAGGGUUUCAGCAACGUCCCCGAACCAGGGAUGUACGAAAUCACCACGCCGAAAUUUGGGGGUGCUCUCUUGCACGGCUUCCAGAUCGGUAACCCGCUCGUCGUGAGCCGCGCCCUGCUGUACCCGGGACCUUUUGGCCAGUACGAAUUGUCCGUCACCAGGGACAACACGAUCCGCCUCAUGCACCGCGGACACAACACAGCCGUAGUGGUUGACAAGGACCAGUUCAUCUCUACCGCAUCCACUGGCAGGGCUACUCCUGACGAGUUUGACCUUCAAGAGACUGACACUGAGGGGCAGUAUGUCGUUUAUUCCACCGAACAUCGUGGCUAUGUUUGGACGCUGAACCCCUCCGACUCGGCUCUCGUAUCUCGCGUCACUCUGGCCCCGUUCAGGGGUCUGCCCUCCCAGCACUUCCGGUUCAAACGGUUGGACGAGUUUGUUCUUGGCCUGGAGCAUUUGCCUGCCAGCACUGGUCUGCGUUCGCCUGCCGCUUCUGUCUUCGGUAACUUCGACCCUAUCUCCCCCGGAAGAUACAGGAUCAUCGAUGGUGUGGUCGGUGGCCUCGUGCGCAGCUACGAGAUCGGGCAGGGCGCGUACACCUCAUCCGGGCGUGAUUACCCCGGGGAUUUCGCCUUGUGGGACGUUAUCGGCGACAACAACGCGGGCUACACUAUCACCAACGUUGGCCAGGGCCUCCCAUUGGUGUUGACUGACUCCAAGAACCUUGCGCCCAUCCCCGGUCUUGCUCCCGCCCGAUUCCGGUUUGUCGCCCUGAUCAAGGGCCGUGUCUCCGUCUCCUUGAUCGGCGUCGAAGGAGUUUGGGGCCUCGACUCGAGCAGCGGAUACAUUCAUGCCUCGAUCGAGAUCCAAUCCCAGAGACAGGGUGAUGCCACGCAAGUGUUCUUCUUUUCCCCCUCGUAAGCCUUGACGACAAUGUCCCCCAAUUGUACGUGAUCGGAGUGCUUGCAUGGUCCCCGAUGUUGGUCGAAUGAAUCUGUGAAUGAAUUUUGCUCUUGAAAUA
Molecule: messenger RNA, 1204 nt
Organism: Mycena citricolor
Lineage: Eukaryota; Fungi; Basidiomycota; Agaricomycetes; Agaricales; Mycenaceae
Source: the annotation of a GenBank genome assembly